This is a messenger RNA of Cicer arietinum (chickpea), 1270 nucleotides long. RefSeq names its product origin of replication complex subunit 6. Gene Ontology annotation, biological process: DNA replication initiation; DNA replication. NCBI's taxonomy places the organism in Eukaryota, Viridiplantae, Streptophyta, Magnoliopsida, Fabales, Fabaceae. Gene Ontology annotation, molecular function: DNA binding. Gene Ontology annotation, cellular component: nuclear origin of replication recognition complex. The record is from RefSeq and is a predicted model, not a curated record.
CAAAAACCCAAAUAGAAAACAACACCAAACAACGCCACUUUUCAUCUCUUCAAAAUCCACAUCUCAACCCUCAUUCUUCAAAAAAAAAAAAAAAAAAACCAAAAAUCUCAUCGCCAUAUUCACUUCCAAAAAUAAACAAAUAAUGGAUAUCUCAGAGAUAGCAAAGAAACUCGGUUUCUCCGAUUCCAAACUCCUCAUCCGUAAAGCCGCUGAACUCCGUCGCCUCUGCGAUGUCCACUUCGAUUCCUCCGUCAUUGGUGUCGGUGAAGUUGCAAAAGCUAUCAUCUGUAUGGAGAUUGCGGCGACGAGACUCGGUGUUCUCUUUGAUCGAUCUUCGGCGGUUAGACUCAGUGGAAUGUCCGAAAGGGCUUACAUCAGAUCUUAUAAUUCACUUCAUAAUGGCCUUGGCGUCAAGUUGAAGCUAGAUGUGAGAGAAUUGGCGAUCCAAUUCGGUUGUGUUCGAAUUAUACCUUAUGUUCGCGACGGUCUAAAGAUUUAUAAGGAUCGGUUUCUUUCAUCUUUGCCGGCAGCUCGCCGUGCUAGUGCUGAUUUUACUCGUCCUGUGUUCAUGGCUGUUGCUUUUUAUUUAUGUGCAAAGAAACAAAAGCUCAAAGUUGACAAGAUUAAGCUAAUUGAACUAUGUGGUACAUCUGAAUCUGAAUUUUCUAGUGUUUCUACUACUAUGAAAGACUUGUGCCAUGAUGUUUUUGGGGUAGCUAAGGAAAAGAAAGACCCUAAAGAAGUAAAGACCAAUAGAGAUCUGCUUGAUGCCUUGCCAAGCAAAAGAAAAGCUGAGGAUGGUGGCUAUUUGUCUGACGAUGGGGCAGAGAUUUCAAGUUAUAAAAAGAGGAAGCAGAUGGAAACACGUGAUUAUCAAAAGUGGAAAUCUUCAGUCCUUGCAUCGAAUAAACAAGAUAAGACAGAAGCGCCUUACAAGAAACCCAAACAGACCCGCCUCAACUUUGCCAAGGAAACUCCUGAGACUCAGAAGUUGGAGGCGAUAUGAGAUAGUAUUGCUUUGUAUUGUGAUGGAAGAUUCCGGAGGACCUUCAGUACAGUAUAAAACAAAGAAUGAAGAUUGACAUUAACCUAUAUUGUAUUUGUAACAGAAGAGGAGUAGUGGUCUUGUUGAUUAUUCUCACAUAUAGCGUUCUCAAUUUUGUUAGUUGUCUUUUGGUGAAUUGCCAAAGCUUUAAUUUAUAGCAAGAACUCUGUACAGACUGUCACUUUUUAAAAAUUCAUUGGCAUUUUUUGGCUUCAAAAUGGGUCA